Messenger RNA from Jaculus jaculus (lesser Egyptian jerboa), 444 nucleotides. RefSeq names its product trafficking protein particle complex subunit 2-like. Bases 4 to 426 code for a protein of 140 amino acids. Gene Ontology annotation, biological process: endoplasmic reticulum to Golgi vesicle-mediated transport. The transcript has a single exon. Lineage: Eukaryota; Metazoa; Chordata; Mammalia; Rodentia; Dipodidae. Gene Ontology annotation, cellular component: TRAPP complex; cytoplasm; nucleus. The record is from RefSeq and is a predicted model, not a curated record.
ACAAUGUCUGGAAGUUUCUACUUUGUAAUUGUUGGCCACCAUGACAAUCCAGUUUUUGAGAUGGAGUUUUUGCCAGCAGGGAAAGCAGAAUCCAAAGAUGACCAUCGUCACCUCAACCAGUUCAUAGCUCAUGCUGCCCUAGACCUCGUGGACGAAAACAUGUGGCUGUCCAACAACAUGUACUUGAAAACUGUGGACAAAUUCAACGAGUGGUUUGUGUCGGCGUUUGUCACCGCGGGCCAGAUGCGUUUCAUUAUGCUGCAUGACGUGCGGCAAGAGGACGGGAUUAAGAACUUCUUUACCGACGUUUAUGAUUUGUAUAUCAAGUUUGCAAUGAACCCAUUUUAUGAGCCCAAUUCACCCAUUCGGUCAAGUGCAUUUGACAGAAAAGUCCAGUUUCUUGGGAAGAAACACCUUUUAAUCUAAAUGCAGAAAAUUAAAAAA